CUUAUUCGGAAAAACGAAAACGAAGACCCAACUGUCUUUCCCUCUCUCACUGUAUGUAUAUAUGUAUCUGUAUGUAUAGGUCUGUGUAUAUGUUGUAUGUAGGGAGGGGAAGAAGAUUUAGCCAUUUUUUUAGAGAGAGAGAGAGAGAGUGUGUGAGAGUUUUGUGAAAGUAAGGCACGUCUUCGUCUCUGUCUUCUCCGGCAAUUCCUACUUUUCGUGUUGAUUUUGGUUGUGAUAUUUUUAGGAGUGGCUAUGGUGGGCGGCGUUUUGAAAUUGUGUUGAAUCGAGCUGGACCUACCACUAAUCCUGUGAAAGUCACUGUUUGGAUCACUUUUGUUUCACGCUUCGAUUUUCUGAAGAAUCUGGAGCUGAAUUGUGCUUUAUUCAGUUUCAAUCCGAUUCUGUAAUCUGUACUAUUUUGCGGCGGAGCUGUGAAAUAGAGGUGGUUAAGUUUGUGCUUUGUAAUUGUAACCGUUGGUCGUUGAACUGAAAUCUCGUCAAAGUCUUUUGCGGCGAUUCUAGAACAUCUGCGAGCUUGUUCGUGAGGAAUUCAGUAACUAAUGCGCUUCCGAUCUUCGUGUUGGAGGCGGAUCUGAUUCGGAUUUCAAAGCUCUCAUCUCCAGCGCAAUAGAUUUGUCCAAAUUCACUCUGUUUUUUACGUUCUGGAAUUCAUCGGAUUGAGAAUUGGACGGUGGAGAUUUACAUGGAAUUGCCUCUUGGAACCGAAGGUAGAAAGGCAACUCAUGAUUUCCUCUCCUUAUACUCACCGUCUUCUUCACAUGCUCCGCAAGAUCCACCGCCUCCGCAAGGUGGCCAGCUGAAAACACACGACUUCUUACAGCCACUGGAACGAGAAGGGAAGGAUGAGAUGCCGACGAAAGCAGCAAGCGGAAUCGAAAUGGAAGGAGAGGAAAAGCCUCCGGUGCCAAUCCCUUCUGCCUCAGCCUCAGUGGAGCAUGUUCUUCCUGGUGGAUUUGGGACAUACAGCAUUUCUUAUUUCAAUCAAAAGCCUUCUUCAAUGCUGGAGGGGAGCUUAUUUAGUACUAAUGCACAAGCAUGCAGCACCACGAGGAACGACGAAAACUCAAACUGCAGUUCCUACACAGGAAGUGGCUUCACACUGUGGGACGAACACGAAUCUUCUGCCAAAAAGGGAAAGACAGGGAAGGAGAAUAUCGCCGCACAAAGACAUGUCCUGCAAGAAGCAGGUGUGAAUGUGUUGGGAAGGCAAUGGACGCCCUUGCCGGACAAAACGUUGCAUACGUCUUCUCACCAAAAGCAUACCCCUGCAACUUUCAGCUCUUUAUCAUCCUCUCAGUUGUCAUCAUCUCAGAACAACCAAAGCUUCAUGGACAUGAUAAUAUCAGCAGCCAAGAGUGAACAAGAAGAAGACGACGAGGACGACGAUCAUGAAGACAGGUUGAUCAUCAAGAAAGAGCUUUCACCCCAUUUAACAGGUAAUAACAUGUCUGUAAAAAUCGAAUCAAGAACCAUCGACCAGAAGCCUAGCACACCGCGCUCGAAACACUCGGCUACAGAGCAACGUCGGAGGAGCAAGAUCAAUGACAGAUUUCAGAAGCUGAGGGAGAUCAUACCUAACAGUGACCAGAAAAGAGACAAGGCAUCAUUCUUAUUAGAGGUUAUCGAUUACAUCCACUUUUUACAAGAGAAAGUAAACAGAUAUGAGAGCCCAUACAGUCCAUGGAGCCAUGAAUCUUCAAAGGUGUCACAAUUGAAGAACUCCCGCGUCGCAGAAGGUUUUACCGAGCACACACAGGGUGGUAAAACUGAGCCGAGGCUAGAAAAGAACAAGAGCGCUAACAUCCCAACCAACGGACGAAACUUGGUGAUCGACUCUAACAUAAAUACUGCUGCAACAUUCAAAGAAAGGCCACUUCAUCCAGGAAUGCAGCCGAGUAUUUUCACUUUCGGAAGAUCCUCGGUUACAUCCGACGCAGAUAAAACGACGAAAUGGCCUCUGCAUCUGCCUCAGCCACAGUUUCAGCAGAACAGAUCACCUAAAGCCAACGACUGCUCCGGCGCUGGAAAUGACUCGACUGUCGAAAGCGGCACAAUCAACAUCUCAAGUGUCUAUUCCCAAGGGUUACUCAGGACUCUUACAAAGGCACUACAGACCUCGGGAGUCGAUUUGUCGCGAUCAUCCAUUUCCGUGCAAAUCGAUUUAGGGAAGAGACCAUACGGCAGCAACACCAUCCAUGCACGCUCUUCGCCAUCUUCAGCAACUAAGGACGACGAAUGUUCGAAGGUGGCUGUAAGUGUAAGCGCCGCCGCGGAAGGCGAUCGAAAUCUCGAAAAUGCUUUGAAGAGAUUCAGAAGCAGCUGAAUGAAGGUGAAGGUGUGUAUGUGGCUGUGGCACAAAGUAUAGUAACGAUCAAAUUUAUUCUUUUUUUUUUUUUUUUAAUUAAUAAAUUAAGUUUUAGAUUUGUUCAUUAUUUUUGUGGUUCCAUUUUUAAUUUACUUUGAAGGCUCUUCUUCUUCCUCAUUCUUUCUUCUUUACUGAAUUCAUCUGCAGGAACCAUUGUACAUGUAUUUAUGUGUAUGUGUAUGUGUGUGUCUUAUUUUUUCUUU
Molecule: messenger RNA, 2589 nt
Organism: Andrographis paniculata
Lineage: Eukaryota; Viridiplantae; Streptophyta; Magnoliopsida; Lamiales; Acanthaceae
Product: transcription factor BIM1-like
Exons: 12
Coding region: 704-2344 (546 amino acids)
Biological process (GO): DNA-templated transcription
Molecular function (GO): DNA-binding transcription factor activity; protein dimerization activity
Source: RefSeq, a predicted model, not a curated record